CAUACAGUCUUUAUAACUAUUAAAUUGAUCAAUCCGCCUUGAAUCAAAUCAAGCACUUUUAAAAACAGAUCAUACUACAAACAAACGUAGCGUCUCCAACCCAUGACGUCUUUCUAGCUAUCAAAAAAGGUUAUAGCCUGCUGAGCUAAAGGAAAUAUUAAAUUUAGGCAGUGUAAGGUUUCGGUAAUAUUUUGAGAAAGCUGUUUUCGAGAAAGCUCGAUCAUUCAGAUGUCGUGAUGCCUCUCAAAGACCGUUCUUUUCAAAUAAGCCCCGGCACAGUUCUAAGUGUUUUCUGUUUGCUUCUUUACUCCGCUGGAUUCAUUCGAAUUGAGACCAAGUUCGAUGAUUAUGAACGAAGGUUGAAGACAGUGGAGGAAUUGAUUCCUCAAGAUCAAAUGAUGCAAUUGAGGACGGAUUUUGCUCCGACUGAAAAAGUAGUCCCCACCACCCCUACCGAGCUUGAAGUCCAUCGACAGAAACGCAGUAUUUCACAUCCAUCUCCUAUUAAUGACUCGGCUGGGAUUAGAAAAAUGAUAGAAGACAUUGUUUCAUCCACUUGGAAGAUUGUCCACAACAAAGCUGCUUCGAAUGCUUGUCCCCGUGGCCUUCCCGGACCUCCGGGAAGUGCUGGACCCAAAGGUGACAAAGGAAGAAAAGGACGAAAAGGAUCUCAGGGAGUAAUGGGAUCACCAGGAGAAGGAGGAAAACAAGGAAUCAUGGGACCACCGGGGAUAAGAGGAGAAAAAGGAAUACAAGGUGACAUUGGGCCACCGGGUAUUCUGGGUAUCCCAGGGACUAAAGGUGAACCAGGUGCACCUAUUGCAAGACCAAAAGUGACAAUUUCUCCCCCAAAACUUAAUGUUAACGAAACCAAUACAGCCUCGCUCCUAUGCUCUGCUUCUGCAAAUCCUGCAGCUCAGAUAUCUUGGUCAAAGACUGAUGGAUCGUUACCUAACAACAGGACCAUAGUGACGUUUAAUGGACUUAUGCAGAUAAGCAAUGUGCUUCUCGAGGAUUCUGGCACAUACAAAUGUGUGGCGAAAAAUAUCCUGGGAGAAGAUGAAAAAGUUUCAAGUGUCGUCGUACACAGUCGUCCGAAAGUCACACUCUCAUUUGGUCCAACAUACGUUGAAAAGGGUAAGAACAUCACUUUACCAAAAUGUCACGUUAUUAGCUCUCCUCCAGCAGUAAUCACGUGGUCUAAAGUGCACGGUGAGUUGGCAAAAUCCAGGACUGUUUCAAAGGAUAGGCAGCUGUUGAUAGUUUAUGCCCAAAAGCUGGACUUUGGUUUGUACAAGUGUACAGCAUCAAAUACAUUAGGAUAUGAUUCUGCUGUUACGUCGCUCGCUGUUGUAGUAUUGCCUAAGUUUAUUGUAACUCCACCCACAAAGGUAAUAGAGAUCAUCAGCUACAAUAUCACUGUCCCCUGUAAGGCCAGUGGAGACCCUCAACCAAAAAUCACCUGGGUCAAAGAGAAUGGAGAGCUGCCAGUUGGACGAUCGCAGGUUAGUGAAGAUGGAACACUGAAAAUAUUAAACUCUAAGAAAGAGGACGCGGGAAGAUAUGUAUGUACAGCAGCCUCGAACCAAGUGAUCGCCAAGGCAGUGAGUACAGUGGAAUUAUCUAUUGUCAAAGGGGAAUGUGGGCCUGUUGGUGUGGCAGAUAAUAAUAUAAUUCCAGAUGCCAGAAUAACAGCAAGUAGUUUUUACAGUAUCAAUUAUCAUCCAUACUACAGCAGACUCAACGAAAGUAGGGGGAGCGGAGCGUGGUGUCCUAGGCAUCCAUCUACUACAGCAAACUAUCUUCAAGUUGAUAUGGGUGAAGUGCGUUUUAUUUGUGCUGUAGCUACACAAGGAGAACGGGCGACAUCUGAAUGGACCACCAGCUACAAACUACAAUUAUCUACAGACGGUACAAUUUGGAAUACUUACGAGGAGACGAAUAUUGAAAAGGUGUUCCCAGGAAACUCAAAUGAGAACAGCAUUGUAAAGCAUUCACUCAGAAAUAAAUUCAAAGCCAGAUACGUUCGCUUUUAUCCUGUAACAUACAAUAGUUACCCCUGUCUAAGGGUUGAAAUAUUUGUGCUAAAGUAAUACAUCAAAUAUGUCAAUUCAUCCAUCAGCCUAAAAACUGAAAGAAAACUGUCAAAUUAAUAAUGGCAACUGAACUGAGUGGAGUGCAAUU
Messenger RNA from Stylophora pistillata, 2184 nucleotides. RefSeq names its product roundabout homolog 3-like. NCBI's taxonomy places the organism in Eukaryota, Metazoa, Cnidaria, Anthozoa, Scleractinia, Pocilloporidae. The record is from RefSeq and is a predicted model, not a curated record. Gene Ontology annotation, cellular component: neuron projection.